This is a messenger RNA of Helianthus annuus (common sunflower), 1752 nucleotides long. Its product is annotated as aldehyde oxidase GLOX1. Lineage: Eukaryota; Viridiplantae; Streptophyta; Magnoliopsida; Asterales; Asteraceae. The transcript has a single exon. The record is from RefSeq and is a predicted model, not a curated record. Bases 14 to 1627 code for a protein of 537 amino acids.
CAAUCACAAAGAAAUGACUUUCCACCGUAUCCUACUUCUUCUCCUCCUCCUCCUCCUCCACAUGCCACAGUCUCCAGCCGCGGCCGGCGGCUCAUGGUCUCUCCUCCUCCCCUCCAUUGGCAUCUCCGCCAUGCACAUGCAACUCCUCCCCACCGACCGUGUCGUUAUAUACGACCGUACUGACUUUGGCACCUCCAACAUCUCCCUUCCGGACGGAAAAUGCCGCCCCAACUCGACCGAUUGCUCUGCGCAUUCGGUCGAGUACAAUAUUGCAUGCAACACCGUACGUCCACUUAUGGUCCUCAGUAAUGUCUGGUGUUCGUCGGGCACAUUAAUGCCCGACGGGAGUCUAGUCCAGACAGGAGGGUGGAGUGAUGGUGAUCACGUGGUUAGAAUAUAUAAAUCAUGUGAUAACUGUGAUUGGCGGGAAAUACCAACUGGAUUGAGUCAACCAAGAUGGUAUGCCACCAAUCACCUAUUACCUGACGGCCGUCAAAUCAUUGUUGGCGGCCGUCGGUCAUUUAAUUAUGAGUUUUACCCAAAAACAUCGGCGACCGAGACUGAUUUUACUUUGAUGUUUCUGGUUCAAACUAAUGAACCAGACGUCGAAAACAAUUUAUACCCGUUUGUUUUUUUGAACACAGACGGGAAUAUUUUCAUCUACGCGAACUACCGUGGUAUUUUAUUUGAUUAUGUCCGGAGCAAAGUUGUCCGGACUUUUCCUGCGAUUCCCGGUGGUGACCCGAGGAAUUACCCGAGCACGGGCUCAGCCGUACUACUCCCAUUGCAUAUUGUACAAGGGAAUGUCGACUGUGUUGAAGUUCUAGUUUGUGGGGGUGCACCUAGAGAUGCAUUCAAAAAUGCAAAUAAUGGGAAGUUUGAUGGGGCUUUGGAUACUUGUGGCCGGAUUAAAAUAUCCGACCCGGAUCCACAAUGGGUCAUGGAGACCAUGCCUUUAGCACGUGUCAUGGGUGAUAUGGUAUUGCUACCAAACGGUGACGUUUUGAUCAUUAACGGUGGAUCCGCCGGGGUUGCCGGAUGGGAUCUUGCCCGGGACCCGGUUUUAAGCCCAGUAAUUUAUGGGCCUGAUAAACCGACUAAAAGUCGGUUUGAGGUGCAGACACCGAGCACUAUAGCUAGAAUGUACCACUCGACUGCAAUUUUGCUAAGAGAUGGUCGGGUUCUUGUUGGUGGAAGUAAUGCACAUGAUAAAUAUGAAUUUACAAACGUACUUUAUCCUACUGAAUUAAGCCUAGAAGCAUUUUCACCCGCUUAUUUGGAUCCAAGUUUAUCCGGUUUACGCCCAAAUAUCAUCUCUCAUGAGACCAAAACAACGAUUCAUCACGGGGAAAACUUUGUAAUCCGGUUCAUAGUUUCAUGCCCCGUUGAUCCAAAUUUGGUUAAGGUUACAAUGGUGGCACCAUCUUUUAACACACACUCAUUUUCCAUGAAUCAACGGUUGUUAAUCCUCGAUGGGGGUAACACCACCGUUGCAGUCGGAAUGUCUCACUACGAAGUAAGUGUGGUGGCGCCGCCUUCCGGAAACAUUGCUCCGGCAGGCAAUUAUAUUUUGUUUGUAGUCCAUCAAGAAGUUCCAAGCGAAGGCAUAUGGGUUAGUAUACGAUAAUAGUUUCGGUUUCAACUUUGAAUUCUUUUUCAUGAAGUACAUUUUUUUUACUUUCUUUUAUUAUAUUUUUUAUGUUGACCUAUUUAUCAAUUGUGGAUAUAUCUAUAUCUUAUUUUAAGUUUAUA